UUUGUGUUGGAGCAGCAACGCUUAACUUUAUUAUUUUAUUUUUAACAGCUGAUUUGAUUAUGGUCCAUAGACUAAUGUCGAUAAAGUUUUCCAUCGUCCGACUGUCAGUUUCGUCAGUUUAUGUCAAACAAAUAAUGACAUUAACAUCUGUGACAUGUUUUCAAAAAAUCCGUUAGGUCGUUCGUUAUUGCCUGUCUUAAAAGUAUUUUUAAUUCUUUGCUUUCUUUUCUUUUUGUGUAUAACCGAAAUAGCGCAAGCUUGUAGUUAAUAUUAGUUUUGUCCUAAACUAGUUCACUCCUUUAAAGGGCUAUAUAAAAGCGAAUGUUUUCCAAUAAUACAAAUAACAAUUCCUCGCCGAUUCAAAACGAAAAGAGCCAUUUAAAAAGUAUAUAUUAUAAACUUCAUAAUCUAUUGGGACGUGGGACUGAUACUUGUAGCAGUAAUAUUCUUAAAGAAAAUAUGUUGUCUACGAGGAGCAGUUCUGCUGUCUCUGAGGAUAAUUUUAUUACUCCAGUGUCAUCCAUGGGCGAUCUCAUGGCUUUAUCACCAAAAAAAUCUACAUUAACCCAGCAAUCUGACGUUACAGAAGAUCUCCUUACGGGAACAGAGUUUGAUAGCAUCUGCGAUGUAACAAUGCAGGAAGUGCCUCAAUAUGAAGAUACUUUUAUAAAUGCAAGUAGUUUGGAUUACCUUGUUCAAUGCGCGGACUCUAAUCGUAACCAUAACCUUAUUGACCGUGGAAAAGAAAGUCUCUUUGUCAAGUUUGAUCCUUUGUAUGCAAGAUAUAAUCAAAUAAAUACUGAAUCAACUCAGCCUGAGGUAGUUGUUGAUUCUGAGAUCGAUAUUGGAUAUGAGACAGGCAGCGCCGCAUCAGUCUUCACUGACAAUCUUGUAGUUACACCUAAACAAACAUUGUCAGCAGCAGCCAUAUCAAAUGGCAAAGACAAACCAAUGCAAAUAGUGCCACCAGUAGUAAACUUUGAUGUUCCUAAAACAAGUGCCAAUCAAAUGAGAUCAACACCAGCCUUGGUACGAAGUGUGUCAGCAAUUCUAACACCCACUCAAGUGGUAACAGACCGUCUAAUUAGUAUUUCUGGAAGUACCCCACCAACAGCAGCUCCUCGUAGUCCUCGCUACAGUAGUUUCAGUUCCCAAGAAGUAGACCGUCUUCAAUCACUGAGAACCAUUCUUCAAAACCAAGAUCAGGAACUGUUAAAAUUACGACAUGAGAAUAGAGAACUGAAAUCAACAAUUCAAGAUAUGGAACACAAGCAUUUUAAAGCAACUGAACAUAUGGAACAGAAAAUAAAGAAGUUAAUAGAUGAAAGAGACAAUAUGUUAGAUAGGGAAAAUAAAUUGAUGCAUCAAGUAAAUGAGAAAAUUAUGAGUAACAAGCAAAUGUGCAUUGUAAUGGAGGAGUAUGAAAAAACCAUAUCAUCAUUAAUUGGUGAACAACAACAGGACAAAGUGCAAUUUCAGGAGUACAAUGAUAAAUUGGUGUCUGAAAGAGACCAAGCUUUAAAUCACCUUUCUAGCAUGGAGAGUUCAUUCAAUGACUUGCUCUCUAAAUAUGAAAAAUGUAAGAGUGUUAUAUUGGAGGUAAAAGAAAGAGAAAAAAUAUAUCAAGAUAAAAUUUCAGAAUAUGAAGUUAGUAUCAAAAAGUAUGAUGGUUUAUAUAGCAGUCUUAAACAAGUCACUUCAGAUAAUUUAUCUAAAGCUAAUGAGACAUUGGAAAACAUAAAGAAAAAUCACAACAUAGAAGUAACUAAACUGAAUGCAAUUAUAAAGAAACAUGAAAUAACUAUUGCAUCCCAGCAAGAGUCAUUGGUCCAAAAAACCAGAGACAAUGAGGAAUUGACAAGAAUAUGUGAUCAACUUAUCAAUGAAGUCCGUUAAUAAUUCAUUAUUAUUUUUUUAUGUACUAUAAAAUACAUACUUAUGUUGGUGCUUUUCAGUACAUUUAAUAACAAUAUUUGGGUAAUCUUGUAUUUAUCUAUUUUUGUAUACAAUCUUACUUAUAUUAUCUGUGAUUUCUAUUAUCAUUAUUCACUACUUAUUAUUUAAAUUUAGUGUAAAUCAUAUUCAUAUUAUAUUUUGUGCAUAUUCCUCAUUAAUAGUAAUACUUAAUGCAGUUUAUGUCGAGGAAACAUCUUCUUUAAUUUUUAUUUCAAGUAUAUCCUGUAUUUCAAAUAACAAAGAAGGAAAACCUAGUAAAUUUGAAUAAAAAGUUAUGUUCUUCCAGAUUUAUUAUUCAGAUGAAUUAUCUAUGUUCAGAUAAUGUGUUUUAUAUUAGGUAAAGAUAGAUAAUUCAUUUGAACUAUGGCUAUGUUUGUGAUAUUUGGUUUAGUUUCAGUUAAUUCUUAUUGAAUGUGUAUUCUAUGUCCUUAUGAAUAUAAAGAAAGUACCGUCUCUUGUUUUGAAGAUAUGAAACAGUGAUAUUCACUAGUAAUAAAGAUAGAAAGUCUUCAUCAUGUAAAUGUGAUAUAUGGCAAUAUUUAAUUAAUACUUAUGUUUAGUUCCCGUCAUAUGUAACAGUUUCUUAAUGGAGUCACAAUUGGUUUCAUAUGUAUACUUACUUUUAUAUUCUUUUUUUUAAAUUACUACCACCACAUGUUAUAUGUAUUAAUUGGAAACAUAAUGAUGAAAAAUCAUGUAGUUAAAAGAUAUAUCUGACUAACUUGCCAAUAAAUUCAUCCAAAUUGUGCUCAAUAUAAAUUAGUACUUAAAAUUAUUCAUAAGUAGGUUAACAUUAUGAUUUUCAAAGAUCUGAAUAUGGUUAGAUGUUUUUAUACUUACCUAAAUUUAUAUAGUGUAAAUACUUGGUACUACAGGUUUUAUUAGAGUAUAAUUGAUUUGACAAUUAAAAUUUAACAAUUAUACUUAAGUUAUUUAUUUUCUACACUUUUAAUUCUAACAGAACCAUCCUGACAUUUUUAUAAGGCUAAUAAUAUAGUUAUUAUUGUUUGAUAUUUUACUUGUUGUACCUACUCAUUUAGACUGCAAUUUCUUUUUCAAAUAAAAUGUUCACAUAUAUUU
Molecule: messenger RNA, 3036 nt
Organism: Achroia grisella
Lineage: Eukaryota; Metazoa; Arthropoda; Insecta; Lepidoptera; Pyralidae
Product: transforming acidic coiled-coil-containing protein 3-like
Exons: 1
Coding region: 322-1896 (524 amino acids)
Biological process (GO): cerebral cortex development; mitotic spindle organization; cell population proliferation
Cellular component (GO): cytoplasm
Source: RefSeq, a predicted model, not a curated record